AUGGCAUAUCCACGAUGCUUUGGUGACAAAGGCGAUGUGGAGGACAUCACAGAAGUAUCAUCUACCCUACUGUCGGCUGACAUUGCUUGCUCCCCAGCGGACAUCAUUUCAACCGUUGAGUUUGACCACACUGGCAACUACCUAGCAACGGGUGACAAGGGAGGACGAGUGGUGUUAUUUGAGAGAAAUGAAACGAAAAAAACUUGCGAGUACAAAUUUCAUACCGAAUUCCAGUCGCACGAGCCGGAGUUCGACUAUCUCAAAUCCCUGGAGAUCGAAGAGAAAAUCAACAAAAUCAAGUGGUGCAGACGGCAAAAUGCGUCCCACUUUCUCCUCUCAACUAACGAUAAAACGAUAAAACUCUGGAAGGUGUUUGACAAGUCAUUGAAGGUUGUUGCAGAAAAUAACCUCUCGAGCGAGCUGACCCCUGCGGGUGUCGGUGGUGGAGGGGCUCCCCGUGCGCCCCGCAUAGCAUUCAAGGAUCCGUCGAUGUUGAAGCUCCCACGGAUGACGCAUCAUGAUACUGUCGUGGCGGCCGUACCUCGGAGGACAUACGCCAACGCGCAUGCGUACCACAUCAACAGCAUUUCCGUUAAUAGCGACGGGGAAACAUUCAUAAGCAGCGACGACCUCCGGAUUAACCUCUGGAACCUGAAUAUCCAGGAUCAGAGCUUCAACAUUGUGGACAUCAAACCCGCAAACAUGGAAGAGCUUACGGAAGUCAUCACGGCAGCUGAGUUCCACCCACAAAGUUGCAACUGGUUCAUGUAUGCCAGUUCAAAGGGCACAAUCAAGCUUGCCGAUAUGCGGCAGCGAGCAUUGUGCGAUGAGCACUCAAAGCUCUUUGAGCAAGAAGAGGAUGCGUCUUCCCGAUCCUUCUUUUCCGAGAUUAUAUCGUCGAUUUCCGACGUGCGAUUCUCACACGACGGUCGCUACAUCGUGUCGAGAGAUUACCUAACCGUCAAGAUUUGGGAUGUCAACAUGGAGAAGCAGCCGGUGAAGACGAUCCCCAUUCAUGAGCACUUGCGACCGCGCUUGUGUGACACCUACGAGAACGAUAGCAUCUUCGAUAAAUUCGAAGUCGUUUUCUCUGGUAACGCCGAAAAUGUGAUGACAGGAAGUUACAACAACAACUUCAUGAUCUACCCCACCGACGCCAGCAAGGAGACGGAGAUAGUACUGCAGGCGGACAAGUCUGCUUUCAAGGCGAAGAAGGUUGGCGUCCCCACGCCGAUGAACAAGGGUGCCAACGGCAAGAAGAAUGGUUCCAGAGCUGGCAGCCCUGCUGGUCCUGGUGGAAGAAUGAAGAAGGAGACGGAUGCCGACCAGAUCGACUUUAAUAAGAAGAUUCUGCACAUGAGCUGGCAUCCUUAUGAGGAUAGUAUUGCAAUUGCUGCUACGAAUAACCUGUUUGUCUUUUCUGCAUUGUAG
This is a messenger RNA of Aspergillus ibericus CBS 121593, 1431 nucleotides long. Its product is annotated as protein phosphatase 2A regulatory subunit CDC55. Gene Ontology annotation, biological process: peptidyl-serine dephosphorylation. Lineage: Eukaryota; Fungi; Ascomycota; Eurotiomycetes; Eurotiales; Aspergillaceae. Gene Ontology annotation, molecular function: protein phosphatase regulator activity; protein binding. The record is from RefSeq and is a predicted model, not a curated record. The transcript is spliced from 6 exons. Gene Ontology annotation, cellular component: protein phosphatase type 2A complex; cytosol. Bases 1 to 1431 code for a protein of 476 amino acids.